This is a messenger RNA of Emiliania huxleyi CCMP1516, 987 nucleotides long. RefSeq lists its product as hypothetical. The transcript has 6 exons. Bases 1 to 987 code for a protein of 328 amino acids. The record is from RefSeq and is a predicted model, not a curated record. Lineage: Eukaryota; Haptophyta; Isochrysidales; Noelaerhabdaceae.
AUGCUGCCGCCUGGCUCCUUCGAGCAGCAGCAGCAGCAGCUCGGGCACGACGCGCUCGCGGCCGUCUCCUCGGCGGCGGCGAUGGCGGGCGUGCCCGACCCGGUAGGCGAGGCGAUGGGCGGCAUGGAGCAGUUUUAUCACGCCGAGGGCAUGCCGCCCGAGGCGUAUGGGAUGGGCAUGCCGCCGCAGGCAAUGCCCGAGGGUCCCUGUGUCACGAUGGCCGCGCUCUCCAUCCGGCAGCCCUUCGCCUCCCUUAUCCUGUACGGCGCGCGCACGCGGCCGACGCUCAAGCAAGUGCAGGGCCCGCUGGCGGUCCACGUCUCCCAUAAGGAAGAGCCGUACGACUCGCACCUCGCGAUUGCGAUCCUCCGCCGCCGCUACCCCGACGAGGCCAUCUCGCAGCUCUUCCAGCUCCCCGCCGCCAUGGCGCAGGGACACGGGUGCGUCGUCGGCAUCGUCGACGCGCAGCUCACAGAGCAGGCUGUCUACCCCGCUGCGGCGACCUACCUGACCCAGCUGCGCUCCCCGCGCUGGCUCGCGUACCCCGUCCGCGCCACCGGCUCCAACAAGCUUUGGGAGGUGACGGUGCCCGUCGACGCAUUGCCGAAGGGGACAGAGCUCGACGCGCGCGGGAACGUGCUCUACGUGCCUACCGCGACCAAUGCGGACCGGUCCGCGUGCGGCGUCGGCGGCGGGGUCGGGGGCGGAGGCCUCGAGGGCGACGAUGCGAUGCUGGGCAUGCUCGGCGGCGACUUUGAGUCCAAGAUCGAGCGCGAGGAGGAGCUGCUCGAGCAGCUGGCCGCACUCGAGGCGGAGGCGCAGGGGGGGUCGCCGCAGGAGGAGGCCGCCGGCCUCGCGCCGCCCGGCAUGCUCGCCCAGGACCCGCUCGGCUUGCCUCCGAUGCCGGCGACGGGCAUGCCCGCCGACGGCCUCCUCCAUGCCGGAGGCAUGCCGCCGAUGCCGUCCGACAUGGUGGCGGGUCUGUGA